Molecule: messenger RNA, 1156 nt
Organism: Drosophila melanogaster (fruit fly)
Lineage: Eukaryota; Metazoa; Arthropoda; Insecta; Diptera; Drosophilidae
Gene: ccb
Product: central complex broad
Exons: 2
Coding region: 131-922 (263 amino acids)
Source: RefSeq, marked reviewed
ACAGAUUUGCCGUACCAUUCAGUCUCAGCCAGAGCUCCGUUGGCUGAACAACAAAAUCAAAAUUUAUAUUUUUUUACAAGUUUUUCCAUAAAAAGAAGUGCAUCCGUUUUCUAAGCAAGAAAGACGAAAAAUGACCAUAAUGGCUAUAUCAAACGACACAUUUGAAAAUGAACAGCAGGUGGCGGUAAGGCAAGAAGCACCCAAUGCCAUUGGUAACAUCCCGGAUGUGGUGGAGUCGGCUUCCCGCCCACAAAAAUACACGUUCCAUGAGAUCUAUCAGAUGAUUACAGCCCUCACCUGGCCCCGAAUUCUGUUUGAUUUGCUCGUGCGCCACGAGUGGAACUCCAUCUUUUUGAGCCUAGGCUUUCUUAUCCUCAAUGCCUUCGAGGUCCUUCAAAGCUUCAAUCUGUUGCAACAGCUGGCUGUAGUCGGCAUGAUGAUCCUGAGCAACAUAAUGAUCUACAAGGCCAUCCGGCCGUAUGUGCGAUUCCAUCUUUACGAGCGUCUGAUCCGCGCCGAUUUCAAUGUGCACAUCACCCAGGAAAUGGUUGUGCGCGUGGUCAACUGUGUAAAUCGCUGCUUGGUCACGCUGCAUUGCAUCCUCUUUCAAACUGAAAUCUUCGAGCUCUUUUUGAUGAUGCUUGCCCUGGAGGCAGUGCGUAACAUCAUCUGGUAUACUAACAUCUUCUUGCUAAUUAGGAUCGUCUUAUGUGUGACGUUGUUUUUUCCAAGGCUUUUCGAUAAUGAUAUUGAUAAUGCGUCGAGCAGAGCCUAUUAUCAGAUAUGUGUGCUGCAGAUCGUUGACAAGCUUGAGGAGAUAGGCGUGGAGGUGCAUCUAGGCAUCAUUGAGCGCUGGAAGCAGGAAGUGGAUGCCAUGAGGGAGUUGUAUUACGAGAUUGAGGACUGGCCAAACCAAGAGUAGUUUCAUGAUGAUAUCGAGAUCUAGUAAAAUAUAUGGCUUCGCCGAGGAUAAUAGCCCAUUAUGGCAGUUAUGGAUAACUUUUGUAUUUAACUUCUUAAUUGUUUCCAUACACUCCAUACAACUACAAUGCCAAAUUCGCACAAUCUACCUAUCAAAAACAUCAAAUUACACCUUACACUUUAAAUUUGUCCUUGCUUUAUUUCAUUUAAAUUAAAUUAUGUACACUGCACACUG